Messenger RNA from Eucalyptus grandis, 1419 nucleotides. Its product is annotated as ribosome biogenesis regulatory protein homolog. Gene Ontology annotation, molecular function: protein binding. Gene Ontology annotation, biological process: ribosome biogenesis; ribosomal large subunit biogenesis; ribosomal large subunit export from nucleus. Gene Ontology annotation, cellular component: preribosome, large subunit precursor; nucleus; nucleolus. The record is from RefSeq and is a predicted model, not a curated record. The transcript is spliced from 9 exons. Lineage: Eukaryota; Viridiplantae; Streptophyta; Magnoliopsida; Myrtales; Myrtaceae. Bases 194 to 1195 code for a protein of 333 amino acids.
AAACCUAGCCCCAUUCCUUCUCCCGUUACCUCUUUCAAGGGCUCAAACGCCCGCCUCCACUCCGCCCUACUCUCGCCGACUCGCCCCGUCGCUUGCACCGGCUUAGCCCCGCCGCUCGUCCGCCGCGCCACACCACACGCCGACCCCGUGCAAACCCCUGCCGCCGUCGUCGGACCCUCAGGGUCAGACAGCAAUGGAGGAGGCUCGGACUAUGCAGGUUGACCUCGGGAAUCUCAUGGCCUUCGAUUCUGGUCACCACUUUCCUUCCCUACCUUCUUCGAGGGAGGAGUUGAUAGAGAAGUGUCUGGAGAAGGGGACUGAGCUUGUUCAAGCAGUCGCAGAUGCCCUUUUCAACCUACCUUCCACUGAAGAUGUGGAUGGCCCUAUUGUCAAGUUGCCGCCACCAACAACAAAAUUGCCUAGAGAAAAGCAUUUGCCAAAGCCCAAACCUCCUACAAAAUGGGAAUUGUUUGCCAAAGCAAAAGGCAUCAAGAACCGUAAAAAGGACAAGGUUGUUUAUGAUGAGCAGACUGGUACUUGGAAACGCCGCUAUGGAUAUGAUCGUGUUAAUGAUGAUCGAGAUGUACCCAUACUCGAGGCCAAGGCCACUGAUGAGGUUGGAAGUGACCCUUUUGCUGAGAGACGGGCUGAAAAGAAGAAGCGUGUCGAAAAGCAGAACAAAAACCGACUGCAGAACCUAAAACAAGUUGUAAAAGCUCAUGCUUUGCCAAGCCAUAUUCAGCUAGCAGCCACAGCAUUGCCCAUAACAGGAACCCAGGCUGCACCAAAGAAAGUGAGUAAAGAUGAACUGGGGAAUGUCGCUGGAUUAGCAGCCACCGCCACAGCCAGUGGUGGGAAGUUUGACAAGAAGCUUCCAGGAGAAAAGAAGCCAAAGCAUGAGCAAAAACAUCGCAAGUUCCUUCCAGUAGCAGAAGGAAAAGGCCAGGGUUCCAAAGAGAAGGAGCAAACGGACAGAGUUCUAAACAAGCUCCUUGCCAAGAAUUCACAUGAAAUACUCAAUGUUGAUAAGGCUGUUUCAAUGUACAAUGUGAAGAAAGAGAAGAAACGAAGUAAACAUAAGCAAGACGACUCUUCAAACUCGAGCAAGUUGAAACCACAGAAGAAGGUACAAAAAAAGCCCUUUAAGAAGGGAUCUGCUAAGAAAGGAUCUGAGAAGAAAGGGAAAUCUAAAUGAAACCAUAACUAUUUAUAGUUGUUGUAUGCUUGUAGAGUUUUUGAUUAGGUGCUACAAGUAUGUUAGGAUGGAUAUAAUUUUGCUUUGAAAAAUAGCUAUUUUCUUGUCAUAGAAAACUCGCCUGUCUUCUUUUAUCUUUUGCAUAUUAGUGCUUCUGGCACUUGUUUUCUUUUACCGUUCACGAGCUGAUUUGAUAUGCAAAACAAAUUCAGAUGGUUUUUUCC